AAAAAACAUGUGGCUCACACCAAUACACUCUCUCUCCCAUUCAUUCCUCAUCUUCUUCGUCGUCCAAAUUCUCCCCCAAAAGAAGAGCUUAGAAACUCGAGGGAGAGCUCCUCCAUCAACGCAACCAGUCCGGCAUUGAGGGACAAUGAAUAAUAAUCGUCGAAAAUCAUAUUUUUUUGAUUAUGGGGGAUACUAUGUUAAAGGGGAAAUGAAUCAAGAUGAAAAUCAAGAGAACAAGUUCAUCAAUCUCUUAGAAUGGAAACAUCUAUUGAGGAGGUUACUUAUUCUGCAUUAGUGAACAAAAUAUGCAGAAAAGCGAAGAUCAAUUCCAAGUUUUGCAUGUGGAAGUCAUAAACGAGGGAAAUCAGGGACAAGAGCAACCGUGUGGUAGAGAAGAUCGAGGGAGUGUAGCUUGUGCAAGUAAUGAGGAGCUGAUUUCAAGUAGUAGAGAGACAGAUGAGAACAUGACUCUUGAUGAAAGGGAGUCAUCUCAACGUGAUGAGGUGGUGGAAAAUAGGCAAGCGAGAGAUGACAAUAUUAUUCUUUAUGAAGAAAGAUCCGAAGAACGAGCAGUGGUAGAUAACAGUGAUGUGUGUGAAGGUGCUGAAGCUAUACCUGUUGUAAAGCGUGAAUGGGAAGAUGGUAUGAAUGUGACCAUACGUCAAGAAUUUGAAAACAAGCAAGCAGUUAAAGAUUUAGUUGACAAAACUGCACAUAAGAACUGUUUUGAGUUUAUUAUAGUGAAGUCGGAUACGACGUUGUUUGUGGUUAAAUGUUCAGAAGUAGAUAAGGGUUGCAAGUGGUCUUUACGAGCUGCGAAGGAUGGGAACUCAGACAGUUUCUCGGUCAGAACAUACAACAAGAUUCAUACGUGCUUACGGUCAGAAACAAGUACAAUGAGAAACAAAAGGAGAGGCACAAAACAUCUAGUUGCAUCUGUUUUACGUGAGGAUUUUCCAUGUUUGAUAGACACUCCAACUCCCAAAAAUCUCAUUCCUUUGGUCCAGCUAAGAGCCAGUGUAAAAGUGUCAUACUCCACGGCAAAUAGAGGGAAAAAGCUAGCUGCUUAUGAUCUACGUGGUACUCCAGAUGACAGUUAUAAGAUGGUGUAUUCUUAUAUGCACAUGUUGGAGAAGAUGAAUCAAGGUACAGUUUCCUAUGUUGAAUUGGAUGAAGAUAAGAGGUUUAAGUACUUAUUCUUCGCAUUGGGAGCGUGCAUUGAAGGCUUCAAGGCCAUGAGAAAGGUGAUCAUUGUGGAUGCAACCAAUAUUAAAACUGUAUAUGGUGGAGUACUUAUCAUUGCUACAGCUCAAGAUCCAGAUCAUCACCAUUACCCGAUUGCAUUUGGUGUAGUUGAUGGUGAGAAAGAUGCAAGUUGGACUUGGUUUUGCAGCAAGUUGAAAUCAGUUGUACUUGAUUGUCCUGAACUGGUGUUUUGUUCUGAUAGAAAUCAAAGCCUCAUCAAGGUAGUAAUGCAGGUAUACCCGUUGGCUGACCAUGGAUAUUGUAUAUAUCAUUUGUCCUAAAAUGUGAAACUGAGCUGUAAGAACGUGAACAGAGAGUUAGUUGCGACCAAGUUCAUGAAAUGCGCUAAGACUUAUACAGAGGCCGAGUUCAAGAAACUCUAUGCUGCUUUUAUCAAAAGAUAUCCUGCUGCAGGUGCUUAUCUUGAUAGAACUGUUGGACAGAACAAAUGGGCGCGAUGUUAUUUUCCAGGCGCAAGAUACAACAUAGACACCACUAAUACAGUUGAAUCUAUUAAUGGUGUCUUUAGAUACGUAAGGGCUUACGCGCUAUUACCAAUGAUUGAUGCGAUGGUUGCUAAACUGUCGGAAUGGUUUAACAAAUAUAGGAAGAUAUCAUUGGAGACACCAAGGACGCAGAAGUUAAUACCGUUUGUUGAGAAUUUGAUGCAUAUAAGAUGUGUGGAAGCGACUCUCUUGCCGGUGACUGAACUAAACCGCUAUUUUCUUGAGUAUAAUGUGACUGGAGUUGGUGGUAGUAGUUAUGUGGUUGAUUUGGUUGAGAAAACUUGCUCUUGCAAGCUAUUUGACAUUGACAAGUAUUUGUGUGUGCAUGCUAUUGCUGCUGCCAUGGAAGCUGAAAAAAAAACAGGAACUGAGAUCCAAUUGCAUGAGUUGUGCAGUAAGUAUUAUUGGAUGGAAAAUUGGUCAUUGGCAUAUUCAAGGACCAUCUAUCCUGUUCCUAAUAUGUCUAUGUGGGAUGUUCCUGCACAUGUACGUGAUUUGAUUGUCUUUCCGAAAGAGUAUGUCAUAAAGAAAGGACGUAAACGAACAAAAAGAAUUCUGUCGACAGGAGAACAUGGACGCAAGAAAAAGCGUAAGAAAGAGACAAGGACAUAGACGGUUCCAUCAUCCGGAGAACAUCAUCAAAGUUAAUUGUAUUUUGGAGUGUUUUAUGUAAUCUCUGAUUUGAACAACUACGUAUAACUUGUUUAAGUUUUGGUACAACUUGAGAACAAUAUGAAUUUAAUAUUUUAUAUUAA
This is a messenger RNA of Arabidopsis lyrata subsp. lyrata, 2506 nucleotides long. RefSeq lists its product as uncharacterized. NCBI's taxonomy places the organism in Eukaryota, Viridiplantae, Streptophyta, Magnoliopsida, Brassicales, Brassicaceae. Bases 306 to 1526 code for a protein of 406 amino acids. The transcript is spliced from 3 exons. The record is from RefSeq and is a predicted model, not a curated record.